Aegilops tauschii subsp. strangulata is the source of this 516-nucleotide messenger RNA. The record is from RefSeq and is a predicted model, not a curated record. NCBI's taxonomy places the organism in Eukaryota, Viridiplantae, Streptophyta, Magnoliopsida, Poales, Poaceae.
AUGGUAGGGCGGCCGCAGCCGGCCCGAGUGGGGGGGCAGCGAGGUGAGGGGCGGGGCCAGGAGUGGCGCAGGGCGAGUGCCACGGCGGAGCGGGACGACAAGUGCGGCGGCGGCCUCGGCACGCAGUGCGUGGCCACGGGGAGCAGGGGUAGGGCGGAGCUGGCCGCGGCGCGAUGGAGGCGAACGGCGCCGGCGGGGGCGUCGGGCGGGCGCUCGCCCGCAGAGGGUGCGGCGAGGCGAGGCCGGUGGCCAGGGCGGGUCUGCGCGACGGGGCAGAACGGGGCGAGACCGGGCGGAGCUGCGGGAGGAGGUGCGGUGGCGGGGCGUGCGCAGUGGCCGGACGCGGCCACGGCGGGCGCGUGCGGGCACGCACCGGCGGGGCGUGGGGAAGAGGAGAGGGAGGGGGGUCCUCACGGGGGGGUGCGGGGUCUGGGCAGCGAGCGCGGGGAGGAGCGACGGGGACGACCGGCGCAGGGGAGGAGGGGGAAGCAGGCCGGCGGGGGAGUGCUCCGGUGA